Erigeron canadensis is the source of this 2593-nucleotide messenger RNA. Its product is annotated as auxin response factor 1. The transcript is spliced from 15 exons. Gene Ontology annotation, molecular function: protein binding; DNA binding. Gene Ontology annotation, biological process: regulation of DNA-templated transcription; response to hormone. The coding region runs from base 155 to 2167 and encodes 670 amino acids. Gene Ontology annotation, cellular component: nucleus. Lineage: Eukaryota; Viridiplantae; Streptophyta; Magnoliopsida; Asterales; Asteraceae. The record is from RefSeq and is a predicted model, not a curated record.
CACUACUCAUCUCAAUAAUCAAACACUUCACAUUAAAAAUAUAAUCACACCAUCCCUCCGUCCGUCCAUCCAUCCAUCACCUGUUUGUUUUUUGCAUUGUAUCAUUGACGGUGCUUCGUAGUUCAAGUUGUAGUGACAUCAAGUUGUUUACUUGAUGGCGCAUAUUAAUAUUAAUGACAGUCGUUACGCUGGAGGGACUGCAUCAGGUUCCGUGGGCGAUGCCCUGUACAAAGAGCUGUGGCAUGCAUGUGCUGGGCCGCUUGUUACUGUUCCCCGUGAAGGAGAAAGAGUAUAUUAUUUUCCACAAGGACACAUGGAACAGCUUGAGGCCUCCAUGCACCAGGGAUUAGAUCAGCAGCUCCCAUCAUUUAAUUUGCCAGCCAAAAUAUUAUGCAAAGUGAUGAAUGUUCAGCUUCGGGCUGAACAAGACACAGACGAGGUUUAUGCUCAAAUAACUCUGCUGCCUGAGCGAGAUCAAACUGAGGUUACAAGCCCAGAUCCUCCGCUCCCUGAACCUCCUAGUUGCACUGUUCACUCGUUCUGCAAGACCCUUACCGCAUCUGACACAAGCACACAUGGUGGAUUCUCUGUUCUUCGUAGGCAUGCGGAUGACUGUCUACCUCCGCUAGAUAUGUCUCAACAGCCACCGUGGCAAGAACUGGUUGCUAGUGAUUUUCAUGGCAAUGAAUGGCAUUUUCGUCAUAUAUUCCGAGGGCAACCUCGGCGUCACUUGCUAACUACUGGGUGGAGUGUCUUUGUAAGUGCAAAAAAGUUGGUAGCGGGUGAUGCGUUUAUAUUCUUAAGGGGGGAAAAUGGACAGCUACGUGUUGGAGUAAGAAGGCUGAUGAGACUUUUGAACAAUAUGCCAUCGUCUGUUAUAUCAAGUCAUAGUAUGCAUCUUGGUGUGCUUGCUACCGCCUCCCAUGCGAUUGCAACUGGAACCCUUUUCUCAGUCUUUUAUAAACCAAGAACCAGUCGAUCUGAAUUCAUUGUCAGCCUUAACAAGUAUCUUGAAGCUCGAAAUCAUAAGCUAUCAGUUGGAAUGAGAUUUAAGAUGAGAUUUGAGGGUGAAGAGGUUCCUGAAAGAAGGUUUAGUGGGACCAUCGUUGGUGUUGGAGAUACUGCAUCAUCAAAAUGGCUGGAUUCUGAAUGGAGAUCCCUGAAGGUUCAAUGGGAUGAACCGUCAUCAAUAUUACGCCCGGAUAGAGUUUCAGCAUGGGAACUUGAACCACUUGUAGCAUCUAGUUUAUCAAACACACAACCUCAACAGAGGAGUAAGCGGGUUCGACCUUCUGUUAUACCUUCUUCUGGAUCUGAUCUUUCUGCCCUGGGAAUGUGGAAAUCACCAGCAGAUCAUCCCUCAGCUUUCCAGUAUUGUGACCCACAACAUGGACGUGAUAUCUACCCGUCAAAUAAUGGCUCUUCUUCUGUCAAGGGUAUCUCUCUUAGCUACAGUGAGAAUGGUACUUUGCCUCCUGCUUCCACCACGCCUAUCCACUGGUCCAACUUAAGGGAAACAGUAACAGAGUCAUUUGAACCCCUUGCUGAUAGAGAACGUGGUGAAAGAAGACAGGCUAAUGGCUACAGGCUAUUUGGAAUCGAGUUACUUGAACACUCAACUGUGGAUGAAUCCUCACCAGUGGCUGAUGAAAGACCAAUCUUCUCUCUUGAUGCUGAAUCCGAUUGGCGUUCUGAACCAUCAAAUGUCAACCGUUCUGAUCUUCCUUCUGCAAGUUGUGACCCUGAAAAGUCCAGCAUGAGAUCUCCGGAGUUGCAUACUAGGCAAAUUCGUAGCUGCACCAAAGUUCAUAUGCAAGGGAUGGCUGUUGGUAGGGCUGUUGAUCUAACACAGUUUAGUUGUUACGAGGAUUUACUGGAGAAACUGGAGAAUAUGUUUGAAAUUGAAGGUGAACUUCGUGUGGUACCAAAGAAAUGGCAAGUCGUAUACACGGAUGUUGAAGAUGACAUUAUGAUGGUCGGGGAUGAUCCAUGGAAUGAGUUCUGCAGCAUGGUGCGAAAGAUUUUCAUAUAUACUACUGAGGAAGUUAAGAGGCUUAUCCCGAAGAUAAAACUUUUGGAACAUGAUGAAAUAAUACAAACGAAGCCGGUCAUAAAUGCUCAGGAAAGCACGGAAGAGCAGUCCUCGUCGAGUGAGGCCCCUCGUUAAACAAUUCAAGGUUACCCAAAUUGUUGGUACUUUUGGAAAGUAAAAAAAAAAAAAAAACAUUUUCAUAUUUUGGGACUGAAUGGCAGCUCAAAAGUCUGCUAGCUACGACUGGGCCUGCUUAUAAGGGUUUGAUCUUAUUAUUUUCUCAUCAGUCGUAUUGUCAUUGUUUGGAUUAAGGGUAUGUAUUCCUCUGCUUGUUUUGCGCUUCAAACGCGGGUUACGGGUACAAGCCGUUUGUUUCCUCCGAAGAGAGAUGGAGAGAGUAGUAGCUAGUUUCUAACGUUUUCUGUCCUUGUUAUUGACAAAUAUAAAAUACAUGUGGUUUUUGUAUAUAAAGUAUGGGGCCAUAAAGUAUAUGUGUUGCCCAGGAUGUCUCUUUCUAAUUGUUUAGUGUUAACCAAGUACUUAACGCAUGAAAUUUCUAUA